AACAAGUCAAGGGGUCUGAAUGCUUCAUAUAUAUGGUAUAUCUCUAUGUGUAGGAUCCUGUCAUGAGGCACCUAUACAGCCUCAGAGGGGUGUGUUGUGUACCUAUUGAGGAGGUGGUGUUGGGUUCACUGACCAGGCCACAACACAGCACACUAGGGGGCUCAAUUGUCCAACUUCAAGCCACACCCAACCAGUGUCAAGAUAGGUGGACAUCCUAUCCAUGUAUCUUGGCAGUAUAUCCAUAAUCUUUGGUUUCCUAGGAUGUUGCAUCAAGGUGGUCACUGGUCAUGGAGGCUCGUUUGAGACAUUCAUCCCUCCCUCUGGGAUUGUGUUUGGGACCCUUACACUUUGAAGUGGUGCCAGCGUGGUGUGGUCGUUGUGACGCCUGAGUGUACAGGUCCUGCCUCCAUCUCAGGUCCAGCCAGACACACCUGCUGGCCCAAGCCUCAGAAUACCAAGAAGUGCCGUCGCGGAGGUGGCACUGGAGGAGGAGGUGGUGGAGUGGGAGGUGGUGGUUCACUGCCGGCCCGUCUGGGCUUCAGGCAGACCAGAGUUCCAACCAGAUGCCAUGUUGUCCCCCGGGAAGGGCCACAGGGGAGAGGGGACCCCCAGGGCCGAGAGGAGAGAGGGGACUUCCAGGUGUACCUGGAGUGACAGGGGAUGUUGGACUCAUGAGACCUCCUGGACUGGAUGGAAUGGCUGGAGCUACUGGACUGGAAGGAGAUAAAGGUGAGAAAGGAGAUCAAGGAAACAUGGGUCUGCCUGGUGCUCCGGGGCUACUUGGGAGACAAGGGGAGAAAGGUCUACUCCAGAAGCGAGAACGACAGCAUCUUCACCUUCUUCCUGCUCUAUGCCGACCCCAAGGCCUGACCUACGACUUCGUCUGUAAACCGGGCUUGACCUCUGCAUGAGCUUUAUCUGACAACUUAUGCUGACUGGAUCGCCUCCAAACUCUUUUCACUACUCUGAUGAAUCAUCUAUUUCAAUAUAGCUACUGCUGCUAACUUUGUUCCUGCUUAUUGCUAUCAAAAUAAUCUGACCAAAUGCUUGCUCUAUUUUGAUGGUAAAGGCUGUAACACUGUAUCCAGUGGUUCCCAAACAGUGGGAAAACUUUUCAGUGUAAACUUAAAUGACUUAAACCAAAUAGAAUGUAUGUUUAAAAGAUAAUGGACCUAUAUAUUUUUCAAUAAUAGCCUAUAAUUUUUGAGAAUUUACAAUCAAGAAAAUAGCGCUAGACAAUCAGGCCCCCAUUGAUUUAGUUAAAAUGCUUGAACAUAAGAACACCAGCCAUGUCAAAAUUUGGAAAUUAGCUUAAAAACAGAAAACAAAAUAUCUCAGCUCCGUGGCAAAACGCAUAGAAUUGCAGGGAAUUGACUUUAAAAUUGCAAAAUGUUCUUUCAGCUCCAUGGCAGGAUGUGUGGAAUUGCAGGAGAGUAGCUUUGAAACUGCUUCAUUUUCUUAUCUAGAUGCCAAGAUAAUAUUUGUUACUUAUUCUUUGGUCUGUGUAUGUUUUUUCUUUUUUAACAGCUCAACCCUUAUGUUGGGUCACGACUCAAAAGACACCUCAAUCGGUGGGUCAGUUUGGGAACCCCUGCUUUAUACAACGCUUACAGUUUCUAUCAAUGCAAUAAAACACUGCUAAUGCUUGAA
Molecule: messenger RNA, 1650 nt
Organism: Oncorhynchus nerka (sockeye salmon)
Lineage: Eukaryota; Metazoa; Chordata; Actinopteri; Salmoniformes; Salmonidae
Product: otolin-1-like
Exons: 3
Coding region: 564-911 (115 amino acids)
Source: RefSeq, a predicted model, not a curated record